AUGUCUCGCCAGCUCAUUUCCAGCGAGAAGUUCCCUACCAAGCCGCACAACUGCCCCGCCACCAAGGUGCCCGGUCUCGUUUUCUGCGCUGGCCAAACUGCCACCGGUGAGAUCAAGCAAGCGACUCGCACCGUCCUGCAGAACCUCAAGGAGGUCCUCGAGCUUUCCGGCUCCUCUCUCGAGCAAGUCGUCAAGUACAAUGUCUACCUCGCCGAUAUGAAGGAUUUUGCCGCCAUGAACGAAGUUUACAUCGAAUUCCUGCCCCAGCCCAUGCCUUCGCGCUCCUGUCUACAGGCCGUUCCCCCCUGGUGA
This is a messenger RNA of Penicillium manginii, 312 nucleotides long. RefSeq names its product RidA family protein. The record is from RefSeq and is a predicted model, not a curated record. The transcript has 3 exons. Gene Ontology annotation, molecular function: deaminase activity. The coding region runs from base 1 to 312 and encodes 103 amino acids. Lineage: Eukaryota; Fungi; Ascomycota; Eurotiomycetes; Eurotiales; Aspergillaceae. Gene Ontology annotation, cellular component: mitochondrion; cytosol.